AUGGAAGACGCAACACACGACCAACAACAGACUUUUCUUCCGUCUAUAAAUUCUACUUUACAUACUCCCCAAUUAAAUCAAUUUCCAUCAGCUGCUUUUCUCGUUCAAGCACAACCGACUCGUCAACCACCCAUUUCCUCUCCUCAAUCAAAGUAUGCAGCCGUUUAUCCGCAGAUCGGAUUAAAUAUCCCUCAAACGCAGUAUGUAGCAACUGGAUGUGGGAAUGAUGUCAAGCCAAAGAGAAAACAGGUUAAAAAUGCUUGUGUCAAUUGUCAAAAAGCAUGCAAGAAAUGUGAUGAAGGUCGUCCAUGUCAAAGGUGUAUCAAAUUUAAUUUGACCCUGACAUGUAAAGAUUCCGUUCGUAAAGAACGUAAGAAAGGCAUUAAGCGUGGGCCGUAUCGUAAACGAACUGAGGAAACUGUUUCGAAUACAAACCCUUCUUCAGAUGGAGUUUCUCAACCUCAAUUCAUUACUCCUCCGGGAUAUGUUCCGGUACCAGUCUCUACGAUGAACGGAGCUAGUGAUAGUAAUAUUAAUCCGGUAUUCUAUUUGCCGCAAGGACAAUCACUUCCGCAGGGCAUUACUACUCCUAUCAUGUUCCUUCCUCCACCUUUAAUACAACCUCAACAGCAGCAACAGAUAGCGCAACAUGUGCAGCAACUGCAGCCACAGCUUUUAAAUCAUGCUCUCUUGGGCAAACAAGCACAAGUCCCAGCUCCAUUAUUUCUCGUUAACAGCACGACCAAUCCACUACAUCUCACUUCCCACCCGUUGUCUGCUUCGUCCUCUUAUCUUUACCAUCCGCUUGCAACGCGUCUGACAUCACCAUAUCCGGCAGAAGACCAAUCACCUGAUUCUCAUCAACAGACAAGUGUGAGCGCUACUCGAAAGUAUUCGGCGAAUAAUGAACGCAUUUAUAACAUCGGCAAUGAUGGUAGCAAGAAAAACGUAGAGGGUGUUACUAACGGUAGUAAUAAUAAGGAAUUGGGUUUGAACUACUUAUCCCAAGUUUGCAGUGAUUUGAUCAGUCAUGAAGAUAUAGACAAGGAGAAAACGCGUAAACGCAAGGAGAAUGAGAACGAAACAGGGAAACGCGCGGGAAAAGUCGGUCCGAAAGAAGAGGAACUUGUUACAGAGGAAAUGGAUACAGGGACCGCUGAUUUCGAGCGCGAGAGGGGUUGCAAUAUGGUAACGGCUAAUAAUGAGAGUUACGUGAAAAAUGAGGUUAACAAAAGCAAUAGUGAGUGCGGCUAUUACAAUACCGACAGCACCAGUACUACCAUCAAUGACAAGAUAAUCACGUCAGAAAAUAUGCCUUUACCAUCAAGUAGUAGACAACCUACUUGUUCCAUGGUCAAGCGUCAAGAUAAAGAGGCUCAGUCCACAUCCAACGUUCUCAGUACUAAUUCGCCCAGUUCACAACGCGCUCAGUUCACAAAUACUCAAACUAGCUUACAAAACCACCAACUCCAGCUUCUGCGUCAGAACAUUAUGCCAACAACGUCAGCCUCAACCCAGUCAAAUGUUAAUAGUACAUCCGCCGACAUUCAGGCGUACAUGCCUUCGCUGACGACAGUCCCACAACAGUUUGUUCCCGAGCGAUAUACUGAUAAUCUACUAUUUGUGCAAUCUACUCAAAUUGGAAGACCCGGACUUGUUAAUGCACAUGGACAAUACGUUCAACAGAUACGCUCAACCCCUACGCAAACACCAAUUUAUCUUCACCACCCUUCUACCACGACUUCUAAUUUAUACGCCUCGUCUUGUACUAAUUCAUCUUACGCUCAAUCUGACAAUUAUCAGCAAACGAAACAUCGCGACCCAACAAUCGAUCCAAUGUUAUAUGAAACUCAUCCCAACAUGCACUUGGAUCAUGUCCACAUCCAAACGCAGUCCAGUACGUCAAAACGGUCUGAUGACGAAUCCUGUACGAUUCAAACCAUCAACCCCGAAACGCAACCAACUCGAAUGCAAUAUCCAAACCAGUUACAUUGUCGUACGGUUUGUCAGAAUGCGUGUGGAGGUACAAAAAUGGGCACUAACAAUGAUCAUGAAAAGCCUACCGAAAAAGAUGUUAAAAACGAUACAGAUGCUUAUGAUGAAGAUACGCUCGUCAACAAAGACGAUUUGGGAAUGGUAAACGUAAAGCGGGACCAAACCGAACUGAUGCCGAAGAAGAAAAGUGGAGAGGGACAGGUUGAUAAUGGCAGAUGA
Paraglomus occultum is the source of this 2214-nucleotide messenger RNA. NCBI's taxonomy places the organism in Eukaryota, Fungi, Glomeromycota, Glomeromycetes, Paraglomerales, Paraglomeraceae. The record is from the annotation of a GenBank genome assembly.